Molecule: messenger RNA, 2777 nt
Organism: Hydractinia symbiolongicarpus
Lineage: Eukaryota; Metazoa; Cnidaria; Hydrozoa; Anthoathecata; Hydractiniidae
Product: multiple inositol polyphosphate phosphatase 1-like
Exons: 1
Coding region: 1040-2467 (475 amino acids)
Molecular function (GO): inositol phosphate phosphatase activity; acid phosphatase activity
Source: RefSeq, a predicted model, not a curated record
UGUAGACGUCAUUUAAAGGCCCAGAUGCGUAUUAUGCUCUGGAACUGACCUCUUUACAGCGGACAUUGUCAUAAAAAAGUGUUUUUGUAAGAAAUUUCUUUAAUAACAGCCGUAUUCCGUCUGUUUGUACGCGAGAAAAAUGUUGCGCUACGGAAGCACGAAAUAUGCGAUACAUAAAGGACAGGCGACCCCGUGUCUUUAUCCAGAGGGCAACCGACUAGUCUCUUUAAUAAUAGCCAUAUUCCGUCUGUCUGUUCGUGCGUCUAUUUGUCUUUUUGUUACGGAAACACAAAAUGCGAUAUAUAAAGGACGGGCGACCCCGUGUAUUUUUCCACAAGUUGACGGCUAGUCUAUAUUAUAACCCGUAUACGUCUGUAUAUCGAGUUGGUGACUCGAUUGCCACUUGUCCUUGUUGAUUUGCAAGACCAGGUUACCAAAUUAAAGAACCGACUUGUCAAUUACACCAUCGAGUUAUCGAAUUGGCAUUAAAUAUUGACAAUUUGUGCACAUUCUAACUUUAAAGCUUUUACCUCUACACUUCUUUAAGGUCCACUAUAGAGGUUUCACUGUAGUUUCAACUCAUGGCAGAAAAUAUCCUGAGGACGAAGUUGUUAUAUUGUGCCAAUUCUGAAAUGUGAGUUUGGAUAUGGCGUAAAUAUGUUUAAUUCUAUAAAGUAUUUAAAAAAUUCAACUUUGAUGUCAGAGCUAAGUUAAAAAGAAACCCUGGAAACAAGAUCACAAAAAUCAUUUUGGAUUAAAAAAGUCGUAUUCUUGAGCUGCUUGUCUUUUUGUCGCCUUAACUGCAAUACUUUUAGGACCACUUUUAUUCAAAUAGUAAAUAGUUACCCUAGGCCUUUUUAGAAAGAUGCUUAGUGAACACAAAAACUACUGCGGAGGAGACAACAAACAAUAUAUUAUAUUGACAAAAAGAAAACGUACAUUCUCUCGUUAUUUUUAAAGAGAAGGCGACGUAUACGAGUAGCAGGAAAGCAGGACAUUUAAAUGAAAGUUUUUAAAAAACAAAAUAACAGUUAUAAUAAUGAAAUUGUGUAUAUUUACGGUUAACUUUGUGAUUUGUGUUCUUCAGUUUGCUGUGGGUGAUCCGUUUGCAACCUGUCGAAAAACUGCGAAAUUCUCCACGAAAACAGGAUAUGACAUGCUACCUGCAGUAAAAGCAGAUGUUACCAAACCGACUGAUUACACCGCUGUUCAGAUAAACAUGGUAUUUAGACAUGGUGAACGUUUCCCUGGUAACGACGAUGUCGAAAAAAUGAAGGAGUUUGCAAAGAAAAUAAAUAGAUUCAAGUCAACCAUAUCUCCUGACGUAAAUUUAUCUUUGCCAUGGCAACCAAAAUUAAAAGGGAUUGAAGACAAAAUGCUGGCUAAACAAGGAGAAACAGUUUUGUAUAAUUUGGGGAAAAGAAUUAGAAAAUGGUUCCCAGAAGUCUUUGCGAAAACAUAUAGCACUUACAAUUACAAAUUCAUGAGCACGUGCGUUCUUCGCGCAGCAGGAAGUGCAGAUGCCAUUGCCAUGGGAAUAUUUGAAAAUCAUGGUCACUUGGGGCCGGAUAAGUUACAACCAAUACAUUUGCUUGUUAACCCCUGCGACAAAGACAUUAUUUUGAAGGCGCAGGACAAUUGUAGGUUAUAUAAUUUGCGAGUGAAAGACAACGACACAGCCCUUGAACAAGUGAAAAAAUUUGAAGAAGGACCAGAAGUUAAAAGCGUUAUUAAGAGCAUCAAGGCAAAGUUUGGGCAGUUGGGUAUGAGUCUCAGCUAUGAUGAAGUAAAAAUGAUGUACAAAGUCUGUUCUUGGGAUAUCAUAAUGUUUAACGGUAGCUUACAGAACGGAAUAUGCUCAAUGUUUACCCAAGAUGAGUUGUCAGUCAUCGAGUAUAAUGAAGACAUGGAUGAUUACUAUAAACGAAGCAACGCGUACGAAUUGUCAUACAAAAGUAGCUGCCCUUUGCUCCGCGACAUAUAUAACAGUAUAAAAACUAAAAUCGGAAAACCGGAUUCAUUCAGUGGAAUAUUCCGAGCUGGUCAUUCGGAUACGAUGUUGCCGUUUUUUGCAUUGCUCGGCGUGUAUACAAACGAAAUAAAAAUGACGUCGUCGAAUUACAUUACAAACAAGAACCGUACAUUUAGAGGAGGUUGUUUGGCACCGUUUUCCUCUAAUCUCUACUUUGUUCUUUACAAGAAGAAUAAUGGCGGCAAUUCGACAAAGGAUUACAAAAUUCAACUAUAUGUGAAUGAGAGAUUGACAAAAAUUCCCGGUUGCUCAUCAAUUACCGACUGUACUUUUCAGGAAUUUGAUCGCCAAUACAAAAGCAUAGUGGAUAAUUGUGAUUACAAGAAAAUGUGUGACGUUUCAAUACCAACUCCUCAACCUAAAAGCGAUGCUGUAUAUAUGUCUUUAACUACCUAUUUUUCGCUAGCACUUGUUACCUUGGUAUUUGCUUUGUGAUGAUCAAAAACAUUAUCAUGUCAGUUACGGAAAAAACAAAAAAUACAAUUCAAUUUACUCCGAAUAUUUCUAUGUACAGGCAUUAAGGUGUACAUUUGUUGUAGAAAACAAAUGUUUUUUUGGAUUUUUUAUUUUUUCGGGGAAAGGGGUGAAUGGCUUAAUCUUGAAAAUUUUUGAAAGCUAGUGCAAUGUGUGUAUUUAAAGUUGUAUUAAUUAUUUACGCUAUCACAUCUUGUAAAAUUUUGGGUCAAUUUCAAAAGUUUAAAAAUUCCUAAUAAAUAAACAACUGGGCAGUAAAAUGCAUGCAUGA